AUAUAUGCAAAAAUUAUUUGUACGAUGACCAAGAAUAUAUUCAGGAAAAACGGCACAGUCCGCUAGAUGAGCAUCAAAUAUUUUACUAGCCGAAGUGCAGUGUGUUUAAAGCAUUAUUUAAUUCAAUUUAGUCAAUUCGUAUAUUCAAAAUGAGUCAGUUGUCUCUGCCCCGUGUUCUGCCUAAUAUAAGUUCGCAAAACUCGACGGAUAGAAAUUCAAAAUUUCUAAGUUUAAAUCGUACUGCUGGCCAUGAGACAAGACAGGUGAAAAAAGUGAGUUCCACGCUGUCAUUAAAUGAAACGGCAGAGCGACGUAAACGAAUGCUUAACAGAAAUGGAAGCAUAUCAAACCAGCAUUUUCGUGGUGUUCACAAGCAUUUACUGGAAUCUCACGCGAAGGCAAUUUGUCAUUCAAUGACCAUUGAAGACUUGUACGAAGAAAUUUUAUUUGAGAUUUACAAUAACAUUGGUUGCGAGACUAACGAUGUUUGUACAAACAGCCUAGUUGAGUUUGCUCAAGAAGUAUUUAAAAUACCUAAUUCAGAGCAUUUGGAAAUUUCUAAAAUUGCCAAGAUGAAAGAACCACCCAAAUUGAGAUUAAAUGUUGAAAUCAUAAAAGCAGAAAAUUUAAUGUCAAAAGAUCCAAAUGGGCUUUCCGAUCCAUUUGUUACAUUAUACUUGGAAUCAAACAACUCGCACCGUUAUAACUCAUCUGUAAAACCGUGUACUCUAAAUCCCAUAUGGGAGGAACACUUCUCGUUACCAAUUACUGAAGGUCCUCGCGAGGAAGCCCUGAUUAUCGAAGUUUGGGACUUUGAUGCUGCGGAGACUGUCAAAGAUAAGGUUAACAAACUCUUGGAUGUCAAAGGCGUAAGAGGCCUUAGUAAGCUUAUGAAAGAAAUUGCCGUUACUGCUUCUUCUGGAAAACAUGAUAACGAACUAAUAGGCCGUGCAAUGAUUUCAUUAAAGUCUAUUCCAGCAUCUGGACUCACAGUUUGGUAUAAUCUGGAAAAAGGGAGCAAAACUAAAAGCCGCGGAUCUGUGUUGGUCAACAUUACCUUAAGUGCUGAAAAAAACAAAAAUGUAGCCUGUCAAGAGCAUAAGCAUCUCUUAAAAUUGUUACUCAUGAAUGAGCUGGACACGUCUCAAGUGACUAACUAUUGGUGGAGCGGAAAAUUUAGUUCGAUGGCUGAAGCUAUCAGAACUCAACACGCUGUUCAAAGUGGACUCUCCUCCUUUGAUUGUGCACUUAGUCAGUGGCACGCAUAUAGUACCGUUCAUGAGACCCACAAACUUACCUUUGCACUAUUUAAUUCUAUACUCGACAUUUUGGUUCCAGUCAUAAGCUGUUUACAGAAUGAUUGUGAAGAUGUAAAAACCUUUUGGGACGGAGCGAAGCGAUUACUGCCAUCUUGCUUUUCGGUGUUAAGAAAGCUACGAUCUAAAAAUGUCAGUGACAACAAAAUACUCAAAGCUCUCAGUGAAGUAUUAGAUAUUCUGUCGAAGCUAAAAACUUUUGACAUACCGGGCACAAUUGAUAUAUUUCCCCAAACUGUCUAUGGCUGGAUAGAAAAGGGGGACUCUGAGACAUACAAUAUUGACAACGCCAUCGUUGAUGCUAUAAAUAGCGGUGCGAAAGAAUGGAUGGAACAUAUUAUUGAAGGCAGUAAAAAAACAAAAGAUAAUGAGUCUGAUGAAGAUAAAUUGCAGUACGUUAUACAAAUAAUACAAAUGAUUCGCUCAGAUCUCCAGCGUGCAAUGGAAUAUUUUGAUAAAUUGUUCUACCAUAAAAUUCGGGUUAGUUAUUCCACUACACUGUUCCUAUAUUAUGACUUAAAACUGGUGGAGAUAUCUGAACCAAUCAUCAAAAAUGUAUGUUCCAACAUUAAAAUGUUAGAUGUUCCCGACGAUCAGUUUAAAGAUAUACCGAACAUUGAAAACGUGAAUAUGGGAACAACAUUAUUUGAAGUUUAUUUGGUUCUCAAACGAUACAAUACAUUAGGACGAUCACUCUGUCCCAAUAAUAAAUUACAGAUGGCAGAUUUUUAUCAAUGGUUUGAAAGAGGUGUAACCCAUUGGCUAGAUAUUUCAAUUAUAAAAGCUUUAAACCGCAUCCAAAAAGCUAUAGAUUUGGACCAACUCCACGCUGUCGAUGAAACUGUUAAAUAUAGUUCAUCUGCUGUGGACACUUUAGCUAUAUUUUAUCAGAUUAAAAUAUUUUGGCAACAGUUGGACUGGCCAGAAAUUGAAGGGUCAUACACAUUUGUAGCAAAAAUUAUCAACGAUAUAUGCCGAUGUUGCGUUUUCUAUGCACAACGCAUGUCACGUCGAGUGGAGAGCAUUUCCAAUGUAGGAGAGGAUGGAGAAAUGUUCAUUUUAUCGGAAGAAUGGUGCUUAGCCAUUAACAAUAUGGACUACAUUCGACAGAGUUUACCUUCAUUUAUAAAGGAACUCGGAUCUGAUGACGUAAUAAAACGCAUCGGAGAAUUUAGGUCGAAUUUGGAGGCUGAACGCUGCGCUGAUACUAUUAAGGCUGUUAUUGAUAACGCCGUUGAUACACAACGCAAUCAAAUCGUUGAAUUAAUAGAGCAUGUUGUCCAUAAGAUGGCUCCACCGAUUCGUAGAUUUUUAACUGAAGGAGCGGAAAUCAUCCAUAAGGACUCAAAUUCUAUGGAAAGGCUAAUGAUGUAUUUAGAACGAUCACUGGCCACCCUUUAUGAUACUCUUAAUGAAGUAAACUUUGGAAGAAUAUUAGAUGGAAUUUGGGGAGAACUAGCAGUUAUAAUAUAUGAUCUUGUUCAGUCUAAUCUUGAUAAACGCCGUCCUCCCGCUUUCUUUCAAAACUUAAGGGAAACUCUACGCACUAUGAUAUCUUGCUUUAAAAUUGGUGAAGCUUUAGCGAGUGACUGUAAAAUUUUAACGGAUAUUGAAAACACACUAGAUCUGCAUGCGUCCGAAACUUCUGAUCUUAUCCAUCAAUAUUACCUCGACCGGUUUAAGGUUCAAAAACAACAAUCAUCAUCGCAAUUUGGACAACUUACAAUUAGGUCUCAGUUUUCCGAAACUGGAUUAUCUUUGGAAAUAUUAAAUGCUCGAAAUUUGGUUUCUAUGGAUAAAAAUGGAUUGUGUGAUUCCUUUGUAAAAGUGUACAUGUUUCCUACUGGUCGAUUUACUGGCAUUGCAGCAGUAAAAACUGCCGUUCACAAUAAAAAUUGUUUUCCCCUUUAUGACGAAACAUUUCGGUUUAAUUUGAAUGCAGAACAACGCCAAAUGAAAGAUAGCCUGAUUUUUUUUACUAUUAAGGAUAAAGAUUUAUUUGGAAUGACAAGUCAAUAUAUAGCGGAAUGCUAUAUAACGUUUGCAGAUAUUACAGCAUAUGAGGGCGAGCAAAUUGUCAUGAAUCUUUGUAGACCAGAGUAUUCAGAUUCUUUGGCACUCCGAGCACUGGAGUAUCGACAAGGUGAUAAACAAGCUAAGGAUUUCUUGAAAAAGUUAAAGAACAAAUCAUAUAAUUAAUUCAUGAUGCCAGCGAAUUUCUAAUGCACGAUUUGUAUUUCCAAAAGUGAUGAUGGUAUUAUUUAUAUAUUUUUACAUGCCUGAUACUACAAUCAAAAUCAGAUAGACUACCCAUUUAGAAAUGUUAUCGUGAAAUUUUGUAAUAAAAAUAAAUAAUAA
Molecule: messenger RNA, 3674 nt
Organism: Drosophila grimshawi
Lineage: Eukaryota; Metazoa; Arthropoda; Insecta; Diptera; Drosophilidae
Gene: stac
Product: protein unc-13 homolog 4B
Exons: 14
Coding region: 150-3515 (1121 amino acids)
Source: RefSeq, a predicted model, not a curated record